This is a messenger RNA of Protopterus annectens (West African lungfish), 6066 nucleotides long. RefSeq lists its product as uncharacterized. Gene Ontology annotation, biological process: negative regulation of transcription by RNA polymerase II. Gene Ontology annotation, molecular function: zinc ion binding; DNA-binding transcription repressor activity, RNA polymerase II-specific. The record is from RefSeq and is a predicted model, not a curated record. Bases 313 to 5856 code for a protein of 1847 amino acids. The transcript is spliced from 16 exons. NCBI's taxonomy places the organism in Eukaryota, Metazoa, Chordata, Ceratodontiformes, Protopteridae.
AUGAAACUGUAAGAGCUUGAUAACACUACGGCAUGUAGGUUGUAGAUUUGAUGUAGUAGUUUAUUCAUUCAGUUUAUUUUUGUGUCUCCAAUUAUUAUAUAGUGUGGAUACUGUUUCUACAGGGCCUGCAGUAACAGGAUUGAAUAUAAUGUAACAAAAUAUUCUUGUUCUGAAUUAAGACAGGAUCUUUCCAGGCUGCCAGCAAAAGGAACAGAGAGAAUUUAAAACUAAACAGUACAUGUUAAAAGAUUCCAGGGACUGAAGUUGUAGCACAACAAGGCAGGGAACUGUGACUGCAGUGAGAAAGAAGAGAUGCAGAAUGUGUGUGCAACAAAUGACAGAACAGAGCAGUGCUGUGGGGAGCACAGACAGAGACUGGAGUUGUACUGCCAAGAAGAUGAGGCCUUUAUUUGUGUCCUUUGUGUUCCCAGACACUCCAACCACAGUUUUCUGUUCCUGCGUGAGGCUGUCAGUAUGUACAAGGACAAGCUAAAAACAUCUUUAUCAUCCCUAGAAGUAAAAGUCAAGUAUCUUCAAGAUCUGCAGAAGACAAAUGAGAAGGAACUCCUGGACAUACAUGAAAAUGUUUAUAGUUUGGAACAAUACAUUAUGCAAGAGUUUGCAAAACUUCACUUGUUUCUACAUGAAAAAGAACAACUACUACUCCAACAGCUUAAAACUGAGGAUGUGGCAAGUCUGAAAAUAAUGGAAGAAAACCUUGAAUGCCCAAAACACGAUCUUAUGGCCCCUCACAUGGUGGUAUCUGAUGCUAACUUGGAGAGCAGGAAAGAAGUAGAAGAAACUGUGGAGGAGAUGGCAAAAAAUGCUGAAUACAUUAAAGAUUAUGUUAUGGUCACACGUGAAGCAGUGAUGGAAGACAAGUCAGAACCAAGAAAAUGUGAAACGAUUGGCUUCCUAACAGUUCCAGAAACCUUUGAGGAUGUUGCCGUUAUGUUCUCAGAAGAAGAGUGGAAGAAGUUAAGAAAACAAGACAAGGAGCUUCACAGAGAAGUGAUGGUACAGAACUAUGAAACACUGAUUUCAGUAGGAUACAAAAUCCCUCCAGAGAAGCUAAUACUGUUAUUUAAAGAAGAUCAUGAUGAACAAGCAAAGGAUGAUGCAAAGAGAAACAGUGUUAUAGAACGGAAGGAGAAUCCUAAAAACAAGCUCACCAGAUACAAAACUCACAGAGAUAAAUUGUUGCUACAUAAAGCAGAUAAUGAUGAACUGCCAAAGGAUGAUAUGGAGGGGAAAAAUGCCACAAAACAGAAGAACAAGAUUGACAAUAUGCAAAGGAGACACAAAACUCCCAGAGAGAAAUUGGUGCUACAUAAAGCAGAUGAUGAGGAACUGCCAAAGGAUGAUAUGGAGGGGAAAAAUGCCACAAAACAGAUGAACAAGCUUGACAAUAUGCAAAAGAGACACAAAACUCCCAGAGAGAAAUUGGUGCUACAUAAAGCAGGUGAUGAGGAACUGCCAAAGGAUGAUAUGGAGGGGAAAAAUGCAACAAAACAGAAGAACAAGCUUGACAGUAAGCAAAGAAGACACAAAACUCCCAGAUUGAAAUUGGUGCUACAGAAAGCAGAUAAUGAGGAACUGCCAAAGGAUGUUAUAGUAGGGAAAAAUGCCACAGAACAAAAGAACAAGCUUGACAGUAAGCAAAGGAGUAUCGGAAGCACAGAUUUCAGUGUGAAUUUCAGUCAGCAGACAUCACUUGGAACACCCCAGUUACAUCAGCUAUCGAAGAACUUGCAGCAGUGCACUCAGUCUGUGAUGGUCUCUGACAAGCUUCAUCUCCUGACUACUGCGCACCAUAAUUCAGGACAUAACUGCAGCAGAAGCCCUGAGUGUAACAGGGAAACACUGCCCUUACAUCACCCCACAAAGAACAUAGUGGAGUGUGCUCAGCGUGUGAAGGACUCUGACAAUCAUCAGUCCCUUGCUGUACAACUGCACCACUCAGGACAUAACUGCAAGAAGAAGUCAGAAUCUAACACAAGUUUUAGUUUACAGAAAAGUGCAGUAAUUCAUACAAGAUCUCACACAACAGAGAAACCAUAUAAUUGUUGUGAAUGUAGCAAGUGUUUUACAGAUCAACGAUACCUCAGACUCCAUAACGAGCUCACACAGGAGAGAAACCAUAUAAAUGUGAUGAAUGUAGCAAGUGUUUUGCACAGAAAGCCUACCUCCGUCUCCAUCAACGAGUUCACACUGGAGAAAAACCAUACAAGUGUGCUGAAUGUAGUAAGAGCUUUGCACAGAAAACCAUCACUUGUCAUCCAUAGACGUGUACACACAGGUGAGAAACCAUAUAAAUGUUCUGAAUGUGGUAAAUGUUUUAGUGAAAGACAAAACCUCAGAAUCCAUCAACGAGUUCACACGGGUGAGAGGCCACAUAAAUGCACUGAAUGCAGUAAGCAGUUUAACUGGCCUAGUCAGCUGAUCCACCAUCAGGCUAUUCACGCAGGGAAUACUAAGCCAGUGGAAAAAAAAUAUAAAUGUCCUGAAUGUAGUAAGUGUUUUGCACGUAAACAACACCUUAGACUCCAUUACCGAGUUCACACGGGGGAGAAACCAUAUAAAUGUGCUGAAUGUAGCAAGUGUUUUACACAAAAGCAGUAUCUCAGAAAACACCAACGAGUUCACACGGGGGCAAAACCAUAUAAAUGUGCUGAAUGCAGUAAGUGCUUUUCAGAGAGAAGAUAUAUGAUACGUCAUCAGGUCACUCACACCGGUGUGAAAACAUAUAAAUGUACCGUUUGUAAGAAGGGUUUCAUACAGAUGACUGAGUUACUAAAACAUCAAAAGGUUCACACGGGAGAAAAACGAUAUAAAUGUCCUGAAUGCAAUAAGUGUUAUAGAGGAAGGAGUGGUCUCCUGUAUCAUAGAAAUACUCACAAGGGGGUGAGACCAUAUAAAUGUCCUGAGUGCAGUAAGUGUUUUUUACGGAACAGUGAUGUGGUAUUUCAUCUGGUCGUUCACUCAGGGAAGAAGCCAUAUAAAUGUACUAAAUGCAGUAAGUGUUUUUCACGUCGCAGUCAUCUAAUAGGUCAUCAGACUGUUCACACAAGGAAAAUGACAGGAUUGGCAAGCAGAAAGGAGAGCAACACAGAAAGAUCCCAGAGAAUGAAGCUGGAGCACACAAGACAGGGAACAGACUGCAGCGAGAAAAAAGAAAUGCAGAAUUUGCGUGCUAUAAAUGGGAGAACAGAGCAGUGCUGUGGGAAGCACAGACAGAAAUUGGAGCUGUUUUGCCAGGAGGACGAGGCCUUUAUUUGUGUCCUUUGUGUUCCAAGACAUUCCAGGCACAGUUUUCUGUUCUUGCAUGAUGCAGUCAGUGUGUAUAAGGACAAGCUAAAAACAGCCUUAUCGUCCUUGGAAUUGAAAGUCGAGCAUCUUAAUGAUUUACAAAACAAGAAUGUGAAGGAACUGCGGGACAUACAUGACAAUGCUUCCAGUUUGGAAAAAUACAUUACGCAAGAGUUUACAAAACUGCAUCUGUUUCUACAUGAGAGGGAACAAAAACUACUCCAACAGCUUAAAAGUAAAGAAGCAACAGUUCUGAAAGAGAUGAAGGAAAACCUCGAAUGUACAAAAAAUGAUGCGACACUCACCCACAUGACCGUAUCUGAUGCCACCUUGGAGUUCAGGAAGGAAGUAGAAGAGACUAUAAAAGAGAUGAAAGAAAAUGCUGAAUACCUUAAAAAUAAUGCCAUAACAACUCGUGAAGCAUUACUGGAUGAUAAGCCAGAGCCUAGAAAACAGGAACCUCUUGGUUUACUAACAGUUCCAGAAACCUUUGAGGAUGUUGCUGUCACUUUCUCAGAAGAGGAGUGGAAGAAGCUAAGAAAACAAGACAAGCAGCUUCACAGGGAAGUGAUGGUACAGAACUAUGAAACCUUGAUCUCAUUAGGAUACAAAAUCCCUCCAGAGAAAUUGUUGCUUCUGCUUAAAGAGCAUCAUUAUGAGCUGUCAAAAGCUGAUGUAAAAGGAAACAAUGUAACAGAGCAGGGGAAUCCUGAAGAUAAGCAAGGAAACAAUGUAACAGAGCAGGGGAAUCCUGAAGAUAAGCAAGGAAACAAUGUAACAGAGCAGGGGAAUCCUGAAGAUAAACAAGGAAACAACAUAAAAGAGCAGGAGAAUCCUGAAGAUAAGCAAACAAGUACCAGAAGCACAGAGUGCAGUGUGAGUAGCCGCCAGCAGUCAUCACUUGAGAAACCCCAGUUACAGCACCAUACAGAGAAGUUACAGCAGGAAGACCAGCCUGGGAAAGAAUCCAAAAAUGUACAUCUCACUCUUGUAUCACAGCUCAUUUCUGGAUCAAGUAAGAGCUUUAAAUGUGACAGUGUGACAUCCAUCUUACAUCACUCAUCGGAGAACCUGCAUCAGGAGGCUCAGCUUGUGAAUGGCUACAAGAUUCGUCUCCUUCCUGCAUCACAGCUUAACUCCAGAUAUAACUGCAUCAAGCGCUCUGAAUGUAAGAAUGAAAUACCAGAGUUACAUCACCCUCUGCAGAACCUGCAGCAGUGUGCUCAGACUAUGAAAGGCUACAGCAAGAUUCGUCUCAAAACAACACCACAGCUUCCCUCAGGACUUAAGUGCAACCAGAGCUUUGUAUGUGACAAUGAGGCACCCCAGUUGCAUCACUGUACAGAAAGCCUGCAGCAGUCUGCCAAGCCUGUGAACAGCUACAAGAACGUGCAUCUGAUUCCUGUCCCACAGUUUCAUUCAGGACAUAACAAUAGGAGCCCUGACUGUAACACUGAAACACCCCCUUUCCGUCACCCCACAAAGUCUGUACAACAGUGUGCUCAGCAUGUGACGGACACUGUCAAGUUUCAAUCUCCUCUAGUAUCACAAGUCCACGCGGGUCAUAACUGCAACAAAAGCUCUGAAUGUAAAACGAGUUUUAGUGUAAAACAGAGUGCAGUGAUUCAGAGAUCUCGCACAGGGGAGAAACCAUAUAAAUGCAGUGAAUGCAGUAAGCAGUUUAUGCGGCACAGUCAGCUGAAGCGCCAUCUGACCAUUCACACAGUGAACAGUCGCACACGGGAAAAGACAUACAAAUGUUUGGAAUGUAGUAAGUGUUUUUUACGUAAGUACGACCUCAGAAUCCAUCAACAAGUUCACACUGGCGAAAAGCAGUACAAAUGUGCUGAAUGUAGUAAGGGUUUUACACGGAAACAAAACCUUAGAACCCAUCAACUAAUGCACACGGGGGAAAAACGAUAUAAAUGCACUGAAUGUGGUAAGCAGUUUAUGUGGCAGAGUCAACUGACACGCCAUCAGACCAUUCACGCAUUGAAUACACACAUGGUAGAAAAAACUUAUAAAUGUCCUGAAUGUAGUAAGUGUUUUUUACACAAGUACAGCCUAAGAAACCACCAACAAGUUCACACAGGAAAGAAACCCUAUAAAUGUUCUGAAUGUACUAAGUGUUUUACACAGAAACAAAACCUCAGAAUCCAUCAAAGAGUUCACACUGGGGAGAAACGAUAUAAGUGCACUGAAUGCACAAAGCAGUUUAUGUGGCGUAGUCAGCUGUUGGAGCAUCAGGCCUUUCACACCGGCGAAAAACCUUACAAAUGUCCAGAAUGUAGUAAGGGUUUUCUACGUAAACAACACCUAAUAAUCCAUCAACAAGUUCACACAGGGGCAAAACCACAUAAAUGUGCUGAAUGUAGUAAAUGUUUUACACGUAAACAGCACUUGGUAAUCCAUCAACAAGUUCAUACGGGGGAGAAACCAUAUAAAUGUGCCAAAUGCAGUAAGUGUUACAGCCAAAAAAAUAGUCUUCAGUAUCAUCAAAAGACUCACAUGAGGGAACUGAAACACCACCAAAAAAAGACGAAAUAGACCCAUUUUGGAGAAAUAUCUAUGAAGAUCCUUUGAAGUAAAACAAAGAUGUUAUAUGGACAGAAGAAGUAAAAGAAAGAAUAAGAAAGUCUAAUGUACAGGAUGUGAAAUGGGAUGAAGAAUGGCCAAAGAAAUUGAAGUAAAAUUAAGAAAAACUCCUGACUGGAUGCAGUACCUAACUUCUGGCUAAAAGUAUUAAAAUCUUUACAU